UUGAGUGCGGAUAAGGAAGGUAAAGAAAACAUAGCAUAGCAUAGAACAAAACCCAAAAAACCAGAAAAAAGAAGAAACCAUGGCAACUUCAUCUACCAUAAUAUCGUCUUCUCUCCUUCCCACCAGAGUUUUAACAGCAAAUUCUCAAAACCAGAAACUCUGCCUUUUACGUAAUGGGACUCUGCCUGGCACAGCCUCCAAAAGAAGUGCUGCCUUCAGAGUUCAAGCUGCCAAGCUUCCUGCUGGGGUGGUGGUGCCAAAAGUAGAGCCAAAAUUUGAGCCCCCCUUCCUUGGGUUCACCAGGACUGCAGAAAUAUGGAACUCUAGAGCUUGCAUGAUUGGACUUAUUGGAACUUUCAUUGUAGAAUUGAUAUUGAACAAAGGAAUAUUACAGUUGAUUGGAGUGGAAAUUGGAAAAGGUCUUGAUAUUCCUCUGUGACCAUUGUAUAAAGGGGGAACUUUAUUUGUAACAAGCACUGGUUCAAAACUGCAUUUUGUAAUUCAUCUUAAGUGGGUUGCUCUGUUUUGCACCUCAUUAAUUUGUGUGCAGAUCAGACUUUGUAAUAUAUAGAACUUAUGCUGCAAGGAACCCCAUGCUUCGUUUUCGAUU
Molecule: messenger RNA, 610 nt
Organism: Prunus avium (sweet cherry)
Lineage: Eukaryota; Viridiplantae; Streptophyta; Magnoliopsida; Rosales; Rosaceae
Gene: OHP
Product: one helix protein
Source: RefSeq, a predicted model, not a curated record